GAAAUUGAAACCACAAACGCCUUUCGUACUUUAAGAACAGCCAGUUGAUCUUAAUCUAAUCGUUCAACAUCAAUAGCUUUAAGUCACAGUUACGGACAUGUAACCAAAGUCACGCAAAAGCUGCGGAAAAACAACAAAAAUUGUUUUGUUGUUUCAGGUUCUCUAAUCAAACAAAUUAGAAAAUUUAAAUUUAUUUGAAAAUAAAAUUUUAGGAAAAAAAUGGAAGAAAUUUUCUAAAUUUGUUUUAUUUCAGUUAUUUAACCGUAUGGGGGGCGAAGUUUGAACUUGUAAGAAAGAGUCGUCAUUUCCGGUUUUUGCUCCGUCAAACCAGCGAUAUGAAGCCUCCGCUUCCGGUGACGCUUCCUUUUCGGCAGCGGCUAUUUCCUCGCCAACAUGCCACUUGCAAAAGACUUGUUGCACCCGUCCCCUGAGGAGGAGAAGAGGAGGCACAAGAAGAAGCGCCUGGUCCAGAGUCCCAACUCUUACUUCAUGGAUGUGAAAUGUCCAGGAUGCUACAAGAUCACCACGGUGUUCAGUCACGCUCAGACGGUGGUUCUGUGUGUGGGAUGUUCAACGGUCCUGUGUCAGCCCACCGGAGGCAAAGCCCGUCUCACAGAGGGUUGCUCGUUCAGGAGGAAGCAGCAUUAGCGGCUCUGAACGGGAGAGGAGGGGCUGGACCGGUCGACGUCAGCGCGUCCCACCCCCCACCAUGGAGGCGGACCGGACGGCAGAAGGGUUGCUGCUGUAGCUCCACCUUCCAACCCGCUCUCUCUUAAUAAAUGUUGUUUUGGCUAAAA
Molecule: messenger RNA, 797 nt
Organism: Oryzias latipes (Japanese medaka)
Lineage: Eukaryota; Metazoa; Chordata; Actinopteri; Beloniformes; Adrianichthyidae
Gene: rps27.1
Product: ribosomal protein S27, isoform 1
Biological process (GO): translation
Cellular component (GO): ribosome
Molecular function (GO): structural constituent of ribosome
Source: RefSeq, a predicted model, not a curated record